This is a messenger RNA of Spathaspora passalidarum NRRL Y-27907, 204 nucleotides long. RefSeq lists its product as uncharacterized. The record is from RefSeq and is a predicted model, not a curated record. The transcript is spliced from 2 exons. Lineage: Eukaryota; Fungi; Ascomycota; Pichiomycetes; Serinales; Debaryomycetaceae. The coding region runs from base 1 to 204 and encodes 67 amino acids.
AUGCAGGAUGUUGCAGUUUUUCUGUUCUUUGUAACCGUGGCGCGUUCUUUUAUUUUUAUUGAUGGUAGGCACAAAAAGGAACUCUGGAACUCUAAGAAGUCGGAAAGCCCAAGCACUACUUUGACCGGGAUGUACCAAAUCAACCGUCAAGCUCAAGAGGUCUAUAUGUUCAUUACUUGUAUCGUGAUUCCGAUAGCACCAUAA